AUGCUUUCCCGGACUUCGAGCGCCCGCCAGGCCGUCGCGGCCGUUGCCCGCCUUGCCCGCCCCCAGAUGAGGACCUUCAUCGCGCCCACCGUCUCGCGGAGAGCCGACUUCGUCCAGGAGCUCUACCUCAAGGAGCUCAAGGCGUACAAGCCCACCCCCAUCAAGGAGUCCGAUGCUGUCGGCCAGGUUGCCACCUUCAACCUCCCCAAGCCCCCCAAGUCCCCCGAGGAAGCCGAUCUCGCCUCCAGCCUGAAGGAGUACGAGAACAUGGCCGUCGAGGUCGAAGGUCAGGAGGGUGCCGAUGCCGCUGCCCCCGCCGCCGUUGUCGAGGACUGGCUCGUUGAGGAGGAGGAGGAGGAGGGUGCCCACCACUAA
This is a messenger RNA of Neurospora hispaniola, 375 nucleotides long. Its product is annotated as ATP synthase complex subunit H-domain-containing protein. Gene Ontology annotation, molecular function: proton-transporting ATP synthase activity, rotational mechanism. Lineage: Eukaryota; Fungi; Ascomycota; Sordariomycetes; Sordariales; Sordariaceae. The transcript has 3 exons. Bases 1 to 375 code for a protein of 124 amino acids. The record is from RefSeq and is a predicted model, not a curated record. Gene Ontology annotation, biological process: proton motive force-driven ATP synthesis.